CCGGCUCGGGCAGUUUAGUUGCCAGUGUUGCUUCCGGCUUGGAAAGGAGCAGUUGUCGGAGCCGCGAAGAUGGCGUCGACCAGCAGCCGUUUGGAUGCUCUCCCAAGAGUCACAUGUCCAAAUCAUCCAGAUGCAAUUUUAGUCGAGGACUAUAGAGCCGGUGAUAUGAUCUGUCCUGAAUGUGGCCUAGUUGUAGGGGACCGGGUUAUCGAUGUAGGAUCUGAAUGGAGAACUUUCAGCAAUGACAAAGCAACAAAAGACCCAUCUCGAGUUGGAGACUCUCAGAAUCCUCUUCUGAGUGAUGGAGAUUUGUCUACUAUGAUUGGCAAGGGUACGGGAGCUGCAAGUUUUGAUGAGUUUGGCAAUUCUAAGUAUCAGAAUCGGAGAACAAUGAGUAGUUCUGAUAGAGCGAUGAUGAAUGCAUUCAAGGAAAUCACGACCAUGGCAGACAGAAUCAACCUCCCUCGCAAUAUAGUUGAUCGAACAAAUAAUUUAUUCAAGCAAGUAUAUGAGCAGAAGAGCCUGAAGGGAAGAGCUAAUGACGCGAUAGCUUCUGCUUGCCUGUACAUCGCCUGUAGACAAGAAGGCGUUCCGAGGACAUUUAAAGAAAUCUGUGCUGUAUCCCGAAUUUCUAAGAAAGAAAUUGGCCGCUGUUUUAAACUGAUUUUGAAAGCUUUGGAAACCAGUGUGGAUCUGAUCACAACUGGAGACUUUAUGUCCAGGUUCUGCUCCAAUCUUUGCCUCCCCAAGCAAGUGCAGAUGGCAGCGACACACAUAGCCCGCAAGGCAGUGGAGCUGGACUUGGUUCCUGGCAGAAGCCCGAUCUCUGUGGCGGCAGCAGCUAUUUACAUGGCUUCCCAGGCAUCAGCUGAGAAGCGGACACAGAAAGAAAUCGGAGACAUUGCUGGUGUUGCUGAUGUUACAAUCAGACAGUCCUACAGACUGAUCUACCCUCGGGCUCCAGAUCUCUUCCCUUCAGACUUCAAGUUUGACACCCCAGUGGACAAAUUACCCCAGCUAUAAGCUGAGACAACUAAAUGUCACACUGUUAUGUACAUGGAACUUUGUACAUUGCCUACACAAUGCUGGUUGAGCCUUUAAUGAGGACAAAGAAGAUGGUACGCAUUCCAGAGCUAAAUAUUAUUGCUUAGCAUUCUGUAUGUAUAUACUAGUGCAACGUAUUUAAUGAUUUAAAUUUCUUACUGAAUCUGCUUUCUUUUUAGUGAUCUAGGAAACAGUAUUUUGGAAGAUGUUGAAAUAUGUAAUUCUCAAAUAAAGCAUUUUUCAAAACUGA
Messenger RNA from Psammomys obesus (fat sand rat), 1294 nucleotides. RefSeq names its product general transcription factor IIB (gene Gtf2b). The transcript has 7 exons. Lineage: Eukaryota; Metazoa; Chordata; Mammalia; Rodentia; Muridae. The record is from RefSeq and is a predicted model, not a curated record. Bases 70 to 1023 code for a protein of 317 amino acids. Gene Ontology annotation, cellular component: transcription preinitiation complex; nucleus. Gene Ontology annotation, biological process: transcription preinitiation complex assembly; transcription initiation at RNA polymerase II promoter. Gene Ontology annotation, molecular function: RNA polymerase II general transcription initiation factor activity; TBP-class protein binding.